Molecule: messenger RNA, 1149 nt
Organism: Phaeoacremonium minimum UCRPA7
Lineage: Eukaryota; Fungi; Ascomycota; Sordariomycetes; Togniniales; Togniniaceae
Exons: 3
Coding region: 1-1149 (382 amino acids)
Source: RefSeq, a predicted model, not a curated record
AUGGAGCACUCUGCUUCUUGGCUGCUGUCCGCGGCCAUGCAGGAGGAGGGCGAGAACUCCGGGCUGCUCCUCAAAGACACGAGGAGCAAGCAUGAAUAUCACAAAGAUGACGGCCACGUUGCCCCUCUGAGGCCUCCCUGUACUCCUUUCGAGAACGUGGGCAUCUGGCCUAGUCUUCCCAAAUACCGUGUCGACCUGAUGUCAGCCGACUUGUGCUACUACAACAUCAGCCUUGCUCAGUUCCACGAUGCCGAGUUCCAGCAGAAACUGGCAGACAAGCGCUACGAGUACGACCCCGCCACCAAGACUCUCACCCUCAAGAUGCCCGGCAGGGUCCACGAGGAGGGCGUCCGCGCCAUCACCGCCCUGCUGGACGCCGCCCUGCGCGACAAGCACGCCCAGCUCUUGCAGACCGCCGCCGUCGGGCAGGAAGAUCACAACCACGAUGAUAACGACGACCACCACAUCGGCGUCAGCUUCCUCGCCGGCGUUCGCCCCAGCGGCAGCCCGGACGUGCACCUCGAGGGCGGCGCCGCCAAGGUGCCGGACCAGAGCUUCGCGGACGGGUGCGCAGUGCAGCCGAGCGUAGCGGUGCUGGUGGCGGCGACGCAGACGUGGGCGGGCGCGCUGGCCGAGGCCGAGCGCUACGUCCUGGGCACCAACGGCCUGGUGCGCGCCGUCGUCGUCGUCAAGCUGGAGCCGGUAGCCCGCGACAAGAACACGCUGCUGCCCGGGGCCGAGGCCCGCGUGGCGCUGGUGCGGGCCCGGAUCGAGGGUGGAUGUUUUGCGGCUGUGGUUGAUUUUGAUGUGGCCCUUCCAAACGACGACCAGACCGACCCGUCUUCUUCUCUUUCUUCCGACGACGACAACGAUGACAAGGAGAACAGCCACCCCCCCGCGCUGACGCUCGACCUCGCCGACUUCGCCAACCCGGACAACCACGCGCGCAUCGCCGCCCUGGGCGAGACCAUCACCAUCCCCGUCUCCGCCCUCCACGACGCCCUUGUCCGCGACCUCGAGGCCGUCUGCCGCAGCCCCCGCGACUUCGCCAUCCCCGCGCUGCCGCCCGGCGUCGUCAAGAAGGAAGGUUUGGUGCUGGAGACGUGCGAUUCCGAGACCGAGGCCGGGGUCAUCGGCCAGGCCGAGUAG